Molecule: messenger RNA, 864 nt
Organism: Pipistrellus nathusii (Nathusius's pipistrelle)
Lineage: Eukaryota; Metazoa; Chordata; Mammalia; Chiroptera; Vespertilionidae
Source: the annotation of a GenBank genome assembly
AUGUCAAUGAAGUAUAAAAACCUCCGGUCCUUUGAGAGUGAGGAGAGAAGCCAGGGGAUUAACAAUGGGCUGUGUCCUCCCCAAGCCUUCCUCAAGCGUCUCUGCAUUGGACCCUGCCUCCUCCUGCUCUUCCUGGGCUUCGGCCUCUUCCUGCUGGUGGAUAUCUGGAUAAUUGGAUCCAAAGGUGCCAAUAUGCGGAGGGACCUGGAGACCCUGAGAGCAACUUUCAGCAACUUCACUUCCAACACGGAGGCUGAGGUCCAGGCACUGCACUCCCAGGGAUGCAGUUUGCAAGCAACAGUAACAUCUCUGAAAGCUGUGGUGGAAAACCAGGAGCAGGAACUGCAGGCAGGUUAUUCUGAAAUGCUCCUGAGAGUCCAGCAGCUGGUCAAAGACCUGCACACCCUGCACUGUCAGGUGGCUGUGCUCUUGAGCAAUGACUCCCAAGAUGCCUGCUGCCCCGUUGCCUGGCUGGAGCAUGACGGCAGCUGCUACUGGUUUUCCCGCGCUCGAUCGACCUGGUCCGGGGCUGAGAAGUCCUGCCAGCUGCAGAACGCCCACCUGGUGGUCAUCAACUCCAGAGAGGAGCAGAACUUCAUCGCACAGCACUCGACCCCAUUUCACACCUGGAUCGGUCUCGUUGAGGGUGGCGGCUCCUGGAAGUGGGUGGAUGGCACAGACUAUCGGAACAGCUACAAGAACUGGGGUGCCGGUCAGCCCAACAACUGGAAGGGGAACGAAGAUGACGCGGAUGAAGACUGUGCCGAGGUCCGGGAGGACGGGCGCUGGAACGAUGAUGACUGCGGGCGGGUGCAGCAGUGGGCCUGCGAGCUGAAGCUGAAAAUCCCCGACCAGGAGCCCUGA